AUGGCCAGUUUAAGAAAAUUUUCUGCUCACCUGCUCAGAACACGAAUAUGUCAUCCAAUGUUGCUUGACCGAUGUGACAGUUACAAGUAUAAAUCGGUUACACCUGUAAAAUAUCUGACAAAUUCUGUACAAGGAAAUCAACAGUCUUACACAUUUAAUAUGUCAAAGAGGAUAAAAUCUAUCCUCCAAAAACAGAGGCCGCCUAGACCUGUUAAAAAGGCCCAGGGGGCAAAGAGGAUGGGGGAACCAACCAUUUUCUCUAAGAUUGUCGAUAAGUCAAUCCCAGCAGAUAUCAUAUAUGAAGAUGAACUGUGUAUGGCUUUCCGAGACAUUUCACCACAAGCCCCAGUGCACUUUUUAGUGAUUCCAAAGUCCCCAAUACUAGGAAUCAGUGAUGCAGUCAUACAGGAUAAAGAGCUUUUAGGGCAUCUUUUAUUGAUUGCUAAACAAGUUGCAGAGCAAGAGAAUCUAUCAAAUGGAUAUAGAUUAGUAAUUAAUGAAGGACCAGAUGGGGCCCAGUCAGUGCAUCAUCUUCACAUACAUGUUAUGGGAGGAAGACAGAUGAACUGGCCACCUGGAUGAUAUCUUGAAUGUGGAGAACUAGAGAUUAUUAACAAAGUCAUUAUUCAAGAUUUCAUUUAUUUUUUAUUCUUACAUGUAUAUAUAUAUCUAUUCUAAAGCUAUAGAAUCAGUAGUAAAGGAAUAAUAUUAUCAUUAUCAGGUCACCUGAGUCACUCAGAUUCUCCGUUGUCUGUUGUCAUGUGUUGAAAUUAAACGUUGUCAGCUUAUUUAGGGUUUUAAGGAAUCAAGUAACCAAUUUUUUUUUUUCAAAAUUUGGCAUGAUUCGCAAUAUGUAGUGAAAAUGCAUUAUUUCUUUCAUAAUCAUCUUCUCUGCCUCGAAAUAUUAAGCAAUCAUGAUAAGUGAUAGUUUUAAUGAGCAAGGGUGUCUCUUUCAAAAUUUUUAAAUCCCUGGCCUCCGGAUUAGGAGAUCUAUUUUUAGGCUGGGAUUCUAUUGAUUAUAUAAUGAAAAUGCAUUAAUGAGUCAUUAAUAAAAAUUGUCUCUGCUCCUGGGCAUCAAGGAGGCUGACUGAGUGCAAAAUUGUAAUGAGCAAGGUUAUUUUUACCAGAUUUUCUAAAUUAUGGAUCAUUUUCACCUAUGAUAAUCAUUGUAAAUAAUGUACAUGUAACUGAUAGGUCAAUUGAAUAAAUUAUAUAAGAAUUUUUAAUGUAUAAUACAAUAAAGUAUUUUCAUAGUU
Molecule: messenger RNA, 1256 nt
Organism: Saccostrea echinata
Lineage: Eukaryota; Metazoa; Mollusca; Bivalvia; Ostreida; Ostreidae
Exons: 5
Coding region: 1-582 (193 amino acids)
Cellular component (GO): mitochondrion; cytoplasm
Molecular function (GO): hydrolase activity
Source: RefSeq, a predicted model, not a curated record